UCCAAAGUAUCAUCCAAGCUGGUCAAGAUGUUCAUCGAAGCCUUCCUGUUGCUAUUGGCGCUCAAUUCCCUGUCAGCAGGACGAGUAAGCCGACCGGAAGGGCGCAUUAUAAACGGAGAAACCAUUGGAAUCGAACAGGCACCCUGGCAGGUGUCCUUAUUACUUAAAGGACGCCAUCAGUGCGGGGGCUCCAUUUACAGCGCAGAUAUCAUCAUUACUGCGGCCCAUUGCUUUUUUGAUAAGUUUGGAGGACGACAUAGUGAUCAGAAAUUUCAAGUUCGAGCAGGAUCCGCCUUAAAAGACUCCAAUGGAAAUCUCGUCGAAAUAGUCGCCAUAAAAAUCCAUGAAAAUUAUGGCAGACCUUUUAACGACAUCGCCAUCGUGCGCUUAAGUAAGCCACUCGAGUUCACAAACAGAGUUAUGCCCAUUCCUUUGGCCAAGACGAACCCUUAUCCUGGAACGACUGCCUUCAUCUCUGGCUGGGGACUUUUUCUUAACGCAAACGAUGUGAAGCUUUCAUAUCCCAAACAUCUUCAAGGAUUAACCGUUUACAUUCAAAGGCUUGAGUAUUGUGGAUUAUUUGCUCCAUCGAUUGUAUGUGCAGGAACUUUUAGAAGGGCGACUUGUUAUGGAGACUCUGGAGGAGCAUUGGUGGUUAACAAAGAACUUGUGGGUGUUGUGGGCGGGAGCUUAGACCGCAAUUGCACGUCUAGUACAUACUACGCCAGUGUUCCGUAUUUCCGUGAAUGGAUAUUAACUACUGUUGCCUCAAUUUAGUAACAUGUUCAAGUA
Drosophila teissieri is the source of this 792-nucleotide messenger RNA. RefSeq names its product trypsin alpha (gene Send2). The record is from RefSeq and is a predicted model, not a curated record. The transcript has a single exon. The coding region runs from base 28 to 777 and encodes 249 amino acids. NCBI's taxonomy places the organism in Eukaryota, Metazoa, Arthropoda, Insecta, Diptera, Drosophilidae. Gene Ontology annotation, molecular function: serine-type endopeptidase activity. Gene Ontology annotation, biological process: proteolysis.